CGGGCUACUGCGCAGGACUCCGCAGUGCGUGACCCGACGACCCCGCUGUCCCUGCGCUGCCAUGGCGGCCCUGAGAGCCCUGCUGGUUCCGAGGCUGGCAGCAGCCUCCGCGAUCGAUCCGCUCCCCGAGCUCCUGCGGCCGCUGCCUGUCCACGGGCGGACGCCCUCCCCGCACGCGGCCCUUCACGGCUCGGCGCCUCGCCCCAGGGCCAGGGUCGCGCUAGUGCUGUCGGGCUGUGGAGUCUAUGACGGGACGGAGAUCCAUGAGGCCUCGGCGAUCCUGGUGCAUCUGAGCCGUGGAGGGGCUGAGGUCCAGAUCUUUGCCCCUGAUGUUCGUCAGAUGCAUGUGAUUGAUCACACCAAGGGGCAGCCUUCUGAGAGCGAAGGCAGGAAUGUCUUGACAGAAUCAGCCAGGAUCGCCCGAGGCAAGAUCUCUGACCUGGCCCAGCUCAGUGCAGCCAACCACGAUGCUGCCAUCUUCCCUGGAGGCUUUGGAGCUGCCAAAAAUCUGAGCACAUUCGCCACCGACGGGAAAGACUGCAAAGUCAACAAGGAUGUGGAGCGGGUCCUGAAGGAGUUCCACGGAGCUGGGAAGCCCAUCGGCCUGUGCUGCAUCGCACCUGUCCUUGCGGCUAAAGUGCUCAGAGGCGUUGAGGUCACCGUGGGCCACGAGCAGGAGGAGGGUGGCAAGUGGCCUUACGCCGGGACCGCCGAGGCCAUCAAGGCCCUGGGCGCCAAGCACUGUGUGAAGGGCGUGACCGAAGCUCAUGUGGACCAGAAAAACAAGGUGGUCACAACCCCGGCCUUCAUGUGUGAGACCGCCCUCCACCACAUCUACGACGGGAUUGGGGCCAUGGUGAAGAAAGUGCUGGAACUCACAGGGAAAUGACCAGCUCCCUGCACGCUGGCCACCCCCACCUGUGGAGCUGGUGGCCACCUGUGUCCAGCUGGGCAUGUGGCUGAAGCUGCUUUUCUGUUGGACGCCACGCUUUCUGCUUGAGGUGGGAGCUCUGCUGCAGGCUGAGGGGCCUGGAUUGAGGCCAUCGUCCUCAGUUGGUGCUCCUCAUGGCAGGGGCGAGGCCCGCCACACCCUGGCGGGUGAUCCGGCACUUGUGCUCUACCCCUGAGCAGCAGUGGUGACUUGCCCCCACCCUGUGUGAAUCCCAGAAACUGGGACCUGAGCCAGCUUUCCCUGCCCAAGAGAUACUUGGCAGGAAAUAUUGCCCUGUGGUCUUGGGUUUGAUGCUUCAGGAUGCGUGGGCUUGGAAGAAAACGAGUUUUUGUGUUACCUGCCUGAAAAUCAGGAGACCAGAAGUGCCAUGUUUAUGGAUAAGAAAAAUCCUCUAGUCUGAAGUAAACACUAAUUAAAGUAAGGGAAUUUCUGUAGCAGGCAGUCCCUUUCGCUGCAGAGUGAGCUCCUUUCAAAAUUGGAAACUCCUGACAGUGACGCUUUAGGUCUUCUGAAACUGGUGAGUGGGAUGUAUCAGUGAGGUUUCUUAAACUGGUCCCAGUUCUCUUAAUGUGGAGGAAAGGGGGAAAUUGCUGUGACUCAGCCCCUGCCAUGGCCUGCUGGGUGGAUCCUCACGCUGAUCCGGGCGUGGGCUCCUCUGGAGAAGCGCAGGUGUGUGCAGGAGGAAGAAUAAAGGCUGCUGGUGUGCUGGUGUC
This is a messenger RNA of Sciurus carolinensis (gray squirrel), 1665 nucleotides long. It is a transcript of the gene Gatd3, whose product is annotated as glutamine amidotransferase class 1 domain containing 3. Gene Ontology annotation, cellular component: mitochondrion. Lineage: Eukaryota; Metazoa; Chordata; Mammalia; Rodentia; Sciuridae. The transcript has 7 exons. The coding region runs from base 62 to 889 and encodes 275 amino acids. The record is from RefSeq and is a predicted model, not a curated record.